This is a messenger RNA of Lytechinus variegatus (green sea urchin), 1118 nucleotides long. RefSeq lists its product as uncharacterized. The record is from RefSeq and is a predicted model, not a curated record. Bases 258 to 608 code for a protein of 116 amino acids. Lineage: Eukaryota; Metazoa; Echinodermata; Echinoidea; Temnopleuroida; Toxopneustidae. The transcript is spliced from 5 exons.
CGAAAGCCUUGCAAUUUAAUGGACAUCCCACAGCCUACGCCAGCUACGCCUACGGAGCUUUUGAUUUCCGCAACGGAGACUAUGGCUUCUAUCUGAUCGUACACCCCGGUCAGUCCUGGCAGUCAUCAUGGCGUAUUAUCCAGAAUUAUACUGAGCAAGUACAAUGGGUGAUUGAUUUACGGACGAAGAAGUGUGCGAAACAGCCAAUCACACAACCAGCACCUAAUAAUUGCGUUCCCGGCGAUGCCAAGUUCCAAAUGAAUAUUUCUUUUGGAGGCAAGAAUGGACUGGUAGCAGAUGCUUACUCUUAUGGAAUCCACUAUCCCCAUGUUCAUGAGGACACAUUGGCAUAUGCCACCGUCGUCCACGAGAACUGUUAUCCACUUACCGUCGAACUCAUCGGGCAGGAGUUUAUCCCAUUUCUGAAUUCAACAGUUCCGUUCCUGAGCACAUCUAGCUUUGUAGACAUGACCGUUGGGAUUCCUCACCCUAAUCUUUGGUUUACACUACCGAAAUUCUGCCGCGGGGGUCACCGUGUGUCACCACGCUUUUCUCGAGCUCAACCAGAUUUCGAUCUCAAGGCUUACCACAUGCCAACUUUCUUCUAAGACACCAUAGGCCCGUUUCAUAAAACUUUUUUUUAUAAUAAACAAUUUGCAUUAACAGUUAAAAGCUCCUGAAAUCCACCAUUCUGAUUGGCUGGUAGAAAAUUUGUCAUAGAAAUCGUGCAUUUUGUUUUUAUAACGAGUCUUUGUGAAACGGGGCCCAGUUCAUCACCUUCGACCUCUGUCUUCACAAUUUCGUUAAUUCUAAUUUUGAGUCCGAUUAGUUAUAGGUAUUGGCAUAUAUAGCCAAAAUUGAUGCACAAUAUGUUUUUAUAAAUUUAAUUGAAAACAGUUCAUAUAAAAGUAAAAGGUAAUUGCAGAAAAUCUACAUGAUUUGGAGAUAAUACUGCUUGUUGUACAAUACUCAUUUGUGAGGCUGAGAUGCAUUAGUGUAUCGCUCUAAAUAAGAGUUACACCACUAUGAGAAUGCAUCACUAAUUUGAAGAAAAUACUACUUGAUUGUAAUGAUACCCUCUCCCAUCGAGGUCAAAUAAAGCAAGCUGAUUAUCUUAA